Panicum virgatum (switchgrass) is the source of this 795-nucleotide messenger RNA. RefSeq lists its product as uncharacterized. NCBI's taxonomy places the organism in Eukaryota, Viridiplantae, Streptophyta, Magnoliopsida, Poales, Poaceae. The coding region runs from base 274 to 600 and encodes 108 amino acids. The record is from RefSeq and is a predicted model, not a curated record. The transcript has a single exon.
AGGCAGGAGGCGCGGCACACGAGAAAACGGCCAAGCCCGCGCGGCGGCGGGAGCGACCACGGCCCUCGUGCUGCCCUGCCGGCUGCCACACGGCAUCCACGCCACGGCCGCGCACGUACGUCGCGCGCCGCCUUCCGCCCGCACUCCACGCAACCAAAAUCAAAACCCGCGCCCAAACCACGCGACACCGCGAAGCGAGCCCGGCGAAAAAAAGAAGACCAGACACCAAGGAGGCGAAGCGAAGCAAUCACCCGACCAACCCGGCCGGGCGGCAUGGUGUUCAGCGCCGCGAUCCUGGCGGUGGCGGCGCGCGCGCCGGCGGAGCUGUGCCAGAGCCCGCCGCGCCCGGGGCGGCGGCGGCUGCGCGCGGACGAGGUCCUGCGCGCGCUCUUCCUGCCGCCCGCGCGGGAGCUCGGGCGCCUGGGGGACUUCCUCUUCGCCUUCUUCUGCCUCCCGCUGCCGGAGUACUACGUGCCCGGGUCCGGCCGCGGCGGCGGGUGGGUGGCGCGGGCGCCGGUGCUGUAUACCUACCGGAGGUCGCUCUCGGUCGCCUCCUCGUCCUUCUCGUCGUCGUCCAUGUCCUCGUCGGAGGAGGAUUGAUUGCCCGGAGGAAUGGAGGAAUAGGAAAUUGUACAGGUUGCUAUGCAAUGGAUUUGUAGUUGGUUUGUUCUUUUGCAUAAUCGAUUUGGUGUGGUGGAAUUCGAUUAGGUUUGUUCAAUUCCUUUUCUCCCUUUGUAUGUACCGAUUUUUUUCCCCCGAAAAUAAGCAUUCAAUGUCCUUGUGCUAGAAGUUGAA